This is a messenger RNA of Dendrobium catenatum, 523 nucleotides long. RefSeq lists its product as uncharacterized. Lineage: Eukaryota; Viridiplantae; Streptophyta; Magnoliopsida; Asparagales; Orchidaceae. The record is from RefSeq and is a predicted model, not a curated record. The coding region runs from base 41 to 523 and encodes 160 amino acids. The transcript is spliced from 4 exons.
CUGCAGCCACUGCGGAACUCUUUGAGGACAGGCAACGUCAAUGUCCAAGAAAAAAGAGGCAACAUACAAAUACGCCGCCUCUUCAGACCAGUCCGUCCACGUGCCACAACAAAAUUCUGGCGCUUCGUCCUCUCAACCGGCCGAUAUGCUUCCCCGGGCAAUAAAUUUGAGUAAUGGCUUCCUUCCUCGUAAAGUGGAAGGCGUUAUAGAGCAACUUCUCGAGAUGUCGAAGUACAUUGCCGGCCACGGUCCCAUGAUACACAUUUCAGAUGAGAGUUCUUUGGACCUGGAUACGAAUGAUCAGGAGUUUACAUUUUCAUGGGGACCUUUAUUCUCGAGUUCGAGGGACAAUCAGAAGCCCAAUCAGGUUGUUCCUCAUGAUGUUAUUGAAAUAGAUGAUGAUGAUAAUGAUCAAGAUGGAGUUGUGAUCAUUGGCGAAAAUCUUUCAAAAAACAAAAACAAACAGCCUAUGAAAUAUGGAAAUGGCUGUGAAAAUGUAGUCGAGGUAUGGGAAUGGCAGUAA